Gryllus bimaculatus (two-spotted cricket) is the source of this 1293-nucleotide messenger RNA. The record is from the annotation of a GenBank genome assembly. Lineage: Eukaryota; Metazoa; Arthropoda; Insecta; Orthoptera; Gryllidae.
AUGCUCCGGCUGCGCGGCGCGAAGCCGAAGUUUGGCGAAGCCCGGUGUGAUAAGGCGGGACCAAGGAGGGCUGAAGGGCAGCCGCUGGGAGGGGAGGAAGGGGAGGAAGGGGAGGGGGCGGAGGUAAAGUUUAAUGAAAAGUUGGAGAAGUUGUUUGAGCUGGUGGCGUGUGUUGCAGUGUCGCCGCUGUCGGUGCGUCUGGUGGGCGCCAACCGGCCGCUGACGGCGCGCGUGGCCCACGAGGUGCAGUGCCAGGCCGUGGGCGGGCGGCCACCGCCGCACCUGGCCUGGCGCAAGGCCGGCCUCCCGCUCAUGGGCGCCAGGCAGUCGACGAGCGGCGACGGCAACGUGACGACGAGCGUGCUGACGUGGACGCCGUCGGCCGACGACCAGGCGCAGGAGCUGGAGUGCGUCGCCAACGCCAGCCGCCGCCUCAGCGCCGCCCUGCGCGACGCCUGGCUGCUCGAGGUCCGCUAUCCACCGGAAGUGUCCCUGGACCUCGGCGCCAACCUCAACGCCUCCUUCAUUCGUGAGGGCGACGACGUGUACUUCGACUGCAGCGUCCGCGCGAACCCCUGGAUCCACAAGGUCGUCUGGAAACACAAGGUAAGAUGGCCUCUGCACAGCAACGCGAGCGUGGGCGUCAUCCUGAGCAACCAGACGCUGGUGCUGCAGUCGGUGCGCAACCACUCCUCUGGACUCUACGCGUGCAUCGCCAGCAACGCGGAGGGCGAGGGCGAGAGCGAACCCUUCCAUCUAAAUGUAAAACGCGCCGGUGUGCCGUCCGCACCAGCAGCGCGUGUACGGCGCGGCGCGCCUGGAGACGCUGCAGGUGUCGUGCGAGGUGGACGCCAACCCGCCCGCCGCCGCUCUUCCGCUGGGUCCUUCAACAGCUCCGCCGUGGCGCCGCGCGAGGUGACGGCCGUGGCGUCGGCGGCGGCGGCGGCCGCUCCCUCGCCGCCUACACGCCGCGCGCCGAGGCGCGACUACGGCACCCUGCUGUGCUGGGGCCGCAACGCGCUGGGCGCCCAGGCGCAGCCCUGCGUCUUCCACGUGGUGCCCGCGGGCCGGCCCGAGGCCCGCGCGGCUUGCGCGCUGCGCAACCGCACGUGGAGCGCGCUGCAGGUGGCGUGCGCGCGGCGCGGCUUCGACGGCGGCCGCCGCAGCCGCUUCAGCGCUCGAGGUGUUCGCUGCAGGCGCGGCAGGCGCAGCGGGCAGGCGCCUCGUCGCCAACGUCACGGCGCGCUCGGCCCGAAGUUCACGGUGGCGGGGCUGGAGCCGGGCGCCGCCUAC